AUGAAGGAGGCCAGCUGCCACAAUGAGAAGAUAGAGGCGUACUGCAACGCAGUGCGUCGCCUCGAAGACAAGUUCGACGGGCUCGAACUCAACCACAUCGCGCACAAGUACAACGAGGAAGCGGGCGAACUGGCCAAGAUUGCGUCCGGGCAGACCACUGUCCCCCCGAACAUCUUCGCCCGUGACCUCACCAAGCCAUCCGUCGACUUCAAGAACCCAGCAGAAGCCACCGGAGCAGCACCCGAACCGUUAGGGGCUGUGGCUGUCGAGCCAUCGACCGAAGACCCCUCGGCGGAGGAGUCCGAGGCCAUGGACACUGAAGCUGAGAUCUCCUCGGCGGACGAGGUUGAAGCAAUGGAGAUCGACGAGGCCCCGACUCCGCGAGAUUGGCAUUCCCAGUACCUCGAGAUGAUCCAAGGGGUCCUACCCUCGGACCGCGCUCAGGCGCGGUGCAUCGCUAGGUGGACCAAGUCCUUCGUCUUGAUCGACGACGAGCUGUACAUACGAAGCCCCUCGGGCAUUCUGUGGCGUUGGAUCCCCAUCUCCGAGGGCAAGGAGCUGAUACGGGACAUUCACGCCGGCAUCUGUGGUCACCACACUGCGCCACGGACCCUCGUGGGCAACGCAUUUCGACAGGGAUUCUACUAG
Messenger RNA from Panicum virgatum (switchgrass), 648 nucleotides. RefSeq lists its product as uncharacterized. The record is from RefSeq and is a predicted model, not a curated record. The coding region runs from base 1 to 648 and encodes 215 amino acids. NCBI's taxonomy places the organism in Eukaryota, Viridiplantae, Streptophyta, Magnoliopsida, Poales, Poaceae. The transcript has a single exon. Gene Ontology annotation, molecular function: nucleic acid binding.